Molecule: messenger RNA, 2286 nt
Organism: Ostreococcus tauri
Lineage: Eukaryota; Viridiplantae; Chlorophyta; Mamiellophyceae; Mamiellales; Bathycoccaceae
Product: Rab-GTPase-TBC domain
Exons: 1
Coding region: 1-2286 (761 amino acids)
Molecular function (GO): phosphatidylinositol binding
Source: RefSeq, a predicted model, not a curated record
AUGGAUGAUGAUGAUGGGCUGCCGUUCGGUCGAGCGAGGGAUUACCCGCCGUCGUACGACGACUCGAUGCACGAUCGAGCGACGAUGGUGGACGAGGACGAAGAUGCGACGGCGCCGGAGACGCUGAUGGACGAACUGGGGUUCGAGGUGGCGUCGGCGGCGCGCGAGGCGCACGAACGACGAAGCGAGCGCAGAGCGGCGACGCGGAGCGCGCAGAUGGAGCGCGUGGAGGCAUACGCGAGGGCGUCUGUGAAUGAACGCGCGAUCGGUGGCGAGGCGUGCGCGGCGCUGGCCCUGGUGGGCGUGCAUCCGGAUCAUCGAGCGGAGAUUUGGGCGGAAAAGUUAAACGCGCACGUGAGAGAGUACUCGAGCGACAUGUCGUUCGGGAGGUACGUGGAGCUCGGUAGGGAGACGAUGAGCGAACACGAGAUGGAUGUUCUAGAGGGCGACGUGCGAGCAGUGUGUCCGACGCACCCACAGUUGCGAGUCGAUGACACGGCGGAGACUUCGCCGAGCUCGCCGAGCUCUCACGCAUUCGCGAGGUUGGCGAGCGAAGGCUUCUCGAGAGACGCGGACUCGAUCGAGGGAUUGCCACAAUCUUUGAAACGAAUUUUGAUCGCGGCCGGGGCGAGGAGCCCGCACGGGUACUGCGCCGCUUUUGUCGUCCCGGCUGUCGUCAUGUUGCUGCUCACCAACCACGACGAAGAGGCGUCGUUUUGGAUGCUCGUGGGAUUCGUAGAAGACAUCGUGCCUGGCGUGAUAUCGCGAACGGGAAUACACAUAUACGGCGAAGCGAAGUACGUCGACUUGGACGUCGCGUUUCGAGAGCCCGAAUUGAUGGCGAAGUGCAACGAAGCGGAUUGUCGUCCGAGCAUCCUCGCCGCCGGAUUACUCACGAGGUUAGGCCUGGGCGUCUUACCGACAGAAACGACGCUUCGAUUGUGGGACGCGCUCAUUCUCGAGGGCGGUCACUUGCUUCCUAGUUUCACCACGAUCUUGCUGCUCUCACUCAAGGACAAGUUGUUAGCGGCUCCGAUCGGUGAGCUGUGCGAAACGUUUGACGCGGAGUUGGCGACACUCUUCGAAGUGGAUGAGCUCAUUAAGCAAACGAUCGAGACAUCUGCUGCGACGAAAUCUAGUUUCGAUUCACUGAGUAUUCGUCUGGGCGAGCGCGAGGUCUCUGCUGACUCACUCUUCAACCUGUUUAGCUUCCGCAAGACGGUGCGAUCGCUUUCGCAGAGCGCCGGACCCGAGGGAAUCGGUAGACAAGAGCGCAUCACUCGAACGGAUCUCGAAACACUCGUCGGCAUGACGUACGAAUUAGAGGAGUUUGUGGACGUGGAUAGUGCGGUAGAUAAGGAGUAUCAGACGCGGGAGAUGCUCAUGGCGUUCGAUUUGGCGUUGAGACACAUGGACGACCGGAUGGAUGGACAGAAGGACAGCUUGCGAUUCGACGAGCUCAUGAAGGUGCUUCGAGUGAAAUCGAGCACUUCGAGCAAACUGAAGAUGAUGAAUGUGCGCGGCGCCACCGUCGAGGAACGAAUGAAGAACUUUAUCAUUGGAGAUACGAACGAGGAUGUGCCGACGGAGAAGUCGGUUAAAAUGGCGCUCGUCGUCGCGAAUGGAGUCAUCCCAACGCAAAGACUGAGCAGCGCGCCGGUGGAGAGCACGAUUCUCAUAGAUCUCGCGAAGAAGCCGAACUGGUAUGGUCAUAUGCGCAUGGGCGCGCGCUCGGCGUUGAUCCUCGCCAGCUUGAAUAUUGCGUUGUUCCUCGCCGACGACGAGGUCGCGACGGAGUCCGCGUCCGGGGCAUACGACGUCUCCAUCAUCGCUUCCCGGGCGAAAGGCAUCGAAGACAGCCCGCGUGCGUUCAGUGGACUCGCCCCACUUCCACACACCGAGUACAUCAUCCUCGUCCAGACUGAAAUGGGACCGCAUCUCGUCAAGAAACGGUUCUCUGACUUCAAGGCGCUUCACGAAACGUUAAAAAAGGGUGGAUGCUAUAACAUCAUCCGCGUUCGGGACGACGCCAUUGGCACGGACGCCGCGCUCUCGGUGGAUCCACACGUCGUCGCCACACGAUCGGUGAAUCUCCAGCGCUAUCUCGAUCUGCUCACAUCGUGCGGUUUAGGUAAAGUCCAGCGCACCGUUCGCGCGUUCGUGGAAUUGGACGACGUCCCGUUCACGACUCGGAGCCGACUCGGCAAACUCUGUUGCGAACCCUUGUCCCGCGUGCGCUGCGACUUCUUCGGCCUCGGUCGAUCGUCCAGAAAGUCGUACGUCUAG